AUGGACAUCUACGUCUCCUCUUUGUCUCCGGGGUUGGAUAUCGGUACGGGAUGCUUUCUGCUUGUUGUCGCCGUGUUCUCCAUUGUUGGAAACCUGCUGGUCCUCAUCAUGGCGUUCAAACGAUCUUCUAAAAUGAAGCCGCCGGAGUUGCUAAGUGUGAAUUUAGCGGUGACAGAUCUAGGAGCAGCCAUCACCAUGUACCCGUUAGCCGUGGCGUCGGCCUGGAGUCACCACUGGCUGGGAGGGCACGCCACCUGCGUGUACUACGCCAUGGCCGGGUUCCUCUUUGGCGUAGCGAGCAUUAUGAACUUGGUCAUCUUGGCUAUAGUGCGCUUCAUAGUGUCUCUCAACAUGCACUCUCCCAAGGAGAAGAUCAGCUGGAGGAACGUGAAGCUGAUGUGCGUGGGGAUCUGGCUGUACGCGCUCUUGUGGGCAGUGCUCCCUCUCCUGGGCUGGGGGCGCUAUGGUCCCGAGCCCUUUGGCCUGUCUUGCUCUCUGGCCUGGGGGGACAUGAGGGAGGAGGGCUUCUCUUUCGUCAUCUCCAUGUUCGUGUUCAACCUUCUCCUCCCCACCGUCAUCAUCGUGGGCUGCUACUUCGGGAUCUCCAUCAAACUCUACGUCACCUACAAGAAAGCAGGACUCAGCUACAACCGUAUGCCCAAUAUUAUCAAGCUACACCGCAGACUGCUCAUAAUCGCGGUCCUCAUCAGCGCCGGCUUCAUCUGCUGCUGGACUCCGUACGGACUGGUCAGCCUGUGGUCCAUCUUCAGAGGCAGUCGCUCCAUCCCCCCCGAGAUCAGCCUUCUGCCCUGCAUGUUCGCCAAAUCCUCCACCGUCUACAACCCUCUCAUCUACUACUUCUUCAGCCGGAGCUUCAAAUCCGAGGUGAACAAACUGCGCUUUUCGUGGCACGGUCGCGAACUCUGCCACAUGAGAAACUCCAUUGACGAUAACUCGAUUUACGUGCUGGGGGAGGACGGGAAAUCCAGAGCGCCGAGGCCCACUUUAAAGGAGUCAACAGAGACGAUGAUGGCGACCACGGUGGGCUGA
Boleophthalmus pectinirostris (great blue-spotted mudskipper) is the source of this 1050-nucleotide messenger RNA. It is a transcript of the gene opn8b, whose product is annotated as opsin 8, group member b. Gene Ontology annotation, biological process: G protein-coupled receptor signaling pathway; visual perception. The record is from RefSeq and is a predicted model, not a curated record. Gene Ontology annotation, molecular function: G protein-coupled receptor activity. Gene Ontology annotation, cellular component: membrane. The transcript has 4 exons. The coding region runs from base 1 to 1050 and encodes 349 amino acids. NCBI's taxonomy places the organism in Eukaryota, Metazoa, Chordata, Actinopteri, Gobiiformes, Gobiidae.